Messenger RNA from Orbilia oligospora ATCC 24927, 1323 nucleotides. RefSeq lists its product as uncharacterized. Lineage: Eukaryota; Fungi; Ascomycota; Orbiliomycetes; Orbiliales; Orbiliaceae. The transcript is spliced from 2 exons. The record is from RefSeq and is a predicted model, not a curated record. Bases 1 to 1323 code for a protein of 440 amino acids.
AUGGGAUAUAGCGGAGUUCUACCAGGAUGUCUAAAGUUUAAUGGCCUCAGAAGCCUUGAGCAUACACACAGACGCACCAAAACCAGAAGCGUUUCACGACGACGGGGACGAAUGGAGACUAAUUCUUCUCCUACCCUCAAUACAUUAUCCUUUGGUCAACUAAAUCUACUCGAACAUCUAAAGAUUCGGCGUGAAGUUGAUCACGCUUGGUGGAAACUUGUUCGAGCCACUAAGAAGCUCAAAUCUAUCUCUUUGAGGUUAAACACACCUGGGAGAUAUAACGCUGUUGAUUUAGCCCCUCUACCUGCAUCAAAGGAGCCCGGAGGACUACUCCAGUUGGAAUAUCUUGAUAUGCAAAGUCGUACAGAGACCUAUUGGAGCAUUGGAUUUCCAUACGGCCUUGAUCAGUUUACAGAAGUCAAUUUUCUCCGAUCUCUUUCUAUAAGGAAUUGCUUUGAUGCAGGCAAAGUUCUCCACGCUGCUGCGCCAAAUCUGACUAAUUUGAGAUCGUUAAUGAUUUCGGAGUCAUGUUCGAUUGAAUUGUUUAACCAAGUCUUAUACUCCCUCCCUAGAACAUUACAGAUGCUCGUGUAUGAGAAUCUUCGCCUCAAGAUUGAUAGGGAAACCCGAAUUCAAAGAAAUGCGAUCAUAAAGCACGGUAAAACUUUACGCAGACUAUCGAUAUAUAUUUCCCAGCGUCAAACACGAGACACUGACUGUCCAGCUGAGCUCCCUUCGGGCAAUAUUCCCAGCGAUUCAGCUAAUACCUCCUCCUCCUCCUCCGCCGAACAUGAUGACGGCUUCUCGGUUAUUGAUCUAAUCACCUUUUCAAGCCUCGAAGAGAUUUCAUUGCCGAUCUGUCAUCGAGAUGUUAUGAUGUUAACUCAGCUACCAAAACUACGAGCCAUAUCAAUCACAACCCACUACGUCCCACUCCCAUACGGUAGCCUAGACUGCACUACAAGUGUUAUUGGCAAUUUAUGGAUUUUGUUACAAUCUUGGGCGAACUCUGUGGACCGGCUACUCCAAUCUCCCGAUUAUGACAGAUAUCUUGCCACUAUUUGUCAACAUGAAGAUAGUAGCGAUACUCAUGCUAUUAUGCCUGAACCGAUUAAGGAACCAUUAAAUCUGAAGGCAUUCAAUCAUACUGGUUUCCUCAAAGCGUAUGAAGAUGCCCUGGAUACGGAACCGGAAAAUGAAUAUUAUAUACUACGGGAUCACACCGAUGAAGAAGGUGAUGUCUCUUCUAGGGUGCAUUAUGCUAAAAUUCAUGAGUUUGAGAGGCAAUAUCCAGAUAUCAUGAUUUUUGAACCUUUUGCAUGA